AUGGACAUCAGAUUUGCGUGCCUCGUGGUGACUAUUGCCGUCCUGAUGGCAGCCGGAGUUGUUGCCCGGAUCGGAUCCUUCACCAGGAUUACACAAAUUGCUGUUACUGCGUUAUUAAUACCAUUAUUUUAUAAAUAUCAUCGGAGAAUUUAUGUUAUUAUACGGACUUUACCACGAGAUAUUAAAUUCCUAUAUCGCUAUCUAAAUGCCGACAAAGAGACGAAGCGAUUUGUGAAAAACAAUACCACGGUUAUGGAAAUAUUCAGUGAAAGAGUGAAAUUAUAUCCAAACAAGCCCUGUUUUAUAUUAGAAGAACGUACUUGGACCAAUGCUGAAAUAAACGAGUACAGUAAUAGAAUAGCAAAUACGUUUAUCAAACAUGGGUACGUGAAGGGCGACGCGGUAGCACUUAUGAUGACAAACCGACCAGAAUUUAUUGCUACUUGGCUCGGUUUAGGAAAAAUCGGCGUGAUAACUGCAUUGAUAAACACGAACCUACGCCUACAAUUAUUAUCCCACUGUCUGACAGUCGCCAAAGUCAAGGGCGUCAUUUAUGCUGCUGAGUUUUCAUCAGCAAUCGACGAGAUCAACGACUCGAUUGAGGGCAUAAAAAAAUACAAGGAAGGAGCUGGACUCAACGACGCCCAGCAAGGAACGGAGAACCUAGACAAGCUGAUGUCUGAAGCCAGCUCUGAAAAUCCAGUGGUCGAAAAUGAGCCGGGUUAUCGCGAUAACUUGCUCUACAUUUACACCAGUGGGACUACCGGGCUGCCAAAAGCAGUUCUUAUGCCAAACUCUAGAUAUCUUCUGGUAACAAUGGCCACAUAUCACAUGUUAGGGCUGAGGGAUGGUGACAUUAUGUACAAUCCAAUUCCUCUAUAUCAUAUGGCUGGAGGGCUAGUCGGGACUGGGUGUGCUCUUGUCAAAGGAAUACCCAGUGUACUCAGGACUAAGUUCUCGGUGUCUCAUUAUUGGACUGAUUGUAUUAAAUACAAUUGUACGUUGGCACAAUACAUCGGAGAAAUGUGCAGAUAUUUAUUAUCAGCGCCAGCGAGACCCGAGGACAGUCAGCAUCCGGUGAGACUGAUGGUCGGCAACGGGAUGAGAUCGCACAUAUGGCAACAGUUUGUCGAUCGGUUUAAAAUCGAGCAAAUCACUGAAGUGUACGGCUCUAGUGAAGGAAAUGCUAAUAUUGUGAAUGUUGACAACCAAGUCGGAGCUGUGGGCUUUAUACCCUCGAUACUACCGAAGCCGCUGCAUCCAGUAGCGAUUAUUCGCAUCAAUCCUGAGACCGGUGAACCUGUCAGAGGACCUAAUGGUUUUUGUAUACGGGCUGAAAUAAAUGAACCGGGAAUGUUUAUAGGUCUAAUUAAACAGGGUAAUGCCUCGAGGGAAUUUAAUGGUUACUUGGAUGAAGAAGCUUCAAGAAGAAAAGUCAUCGAAAAUGUGUUUGUCAAAGGGGAUAAAGCAUUUCUGACGGGAGAUAUUUUAGUUCAAGACGAACUAGGAUACUUUUACUUCAAAGACAGAACAGGAGAUACCUAUAGGUGGAAAGGCGAAAACGUAGCGACCGCAGAAGUCGAGGGUGUCGUUAGUAACGUCGCUGGUUACAGAGACACUACUGUCUACGGUGUCCAGGUACCAGGAAUGGAAGGUCGAGCAGGGAUGGCGGCGAUAGUCGAUCCUGAGUGUCUGCUGGACUUCAAAGCACUUGCAGAAGGCCUGGACCGCGCUCUUCCCUCCUACGCCAGGCCAAUUUUCCUGCGAAUAGUAAACGAGCUUGAGAUGACGGGGACUUUCAAGCUUAAAAAAAUAAACCUACAGAAAGAGGGCUUUGACCCGAACAAAAUCCAGGACAAAGUUUACUUCAGGUCUGGUAAUAAAGAGUACGUCGAGGUCACACCCGAGCUUUAUCAAGAAAUUAUUUCCGGGUCAACCAAGUUAUAA
Cotesia congregata is the source of this 1947-nucleotide messenger RNA. NCBI's taxonomy places the organism in Eukaryota, Metazoa, Arthropoda, Insecta, Hymenoptera, Braconidae. The record is from the annotation of a GenBank genome assembly.